AUGAACCAUGAUACAGGAACAAUCAAUCACGAUCCAACACCUCCGAAUUCUUUCAAAAAUAAAGAAAUACCAAAAUCAAAUCAUUCUUCUUCUUCGGAUGAUGACGUAGUUUUAAUUGAUGUUAAAAGCAAAAUUGAUAUUGAGCGUAAUUCUCCACCAACUAUCCCAGAUACGAUUCUUCUUGAUGAUAAUGUCGAGCAAUUAUCAUAUGGAUCAGAUAACGAACCACCUCCAAUACCGAAUACACCUCCACAGCCAUCGCAAGUGAAUUUUUCUCUUCCGCAUGGUAAUGACUCUUCAGAUAAUGCAGAAUUAGAAGAAGACGAAGAAAUUUUCAAUGAAAACGAAGAGCAUGUUACUAUCCACCAUGAGGAUAAUAGAAGUGUUACAGAACAAAUGAAUGAAAAACUUAGAUUAUUACGUGAAAAAUAUUUAAGGGAUGUACAAGAUAUACUUCAAGAAUAUGGAUGUACCACCCAUCAAGAUGUUCAAGAUCCACCAAUAUUUGAAUCUAUGACUGAUAAAGACCUUGAAAAUGAAUUAAAGAAAUAUGGAUUUCGAUUCACCACAAGAUCAUCGGCUAUUUCAAAGUUAAUAAGGAUAUGGGAAGCAUUAAAUAAGAAGAGCUCAGCCAGAAAUCAAAUACUCGGACCUAUUGACUUUAUUAGAUUAAAGAGUCAAUAUUAUGAGGAUAUUUUAGUCUACAAUCCGAUACCAUUAAUGUCAUUAUUCAGAGAGAUGACAAAUGGAGGCGUAAAAAUAACACUUUCAAAACUUAAAGAAAUUUUAGAGCGUGAAGGUGUUGCUUUUGCAGAAGAUGCUUCUGCAUAG
Messenger RNA from Trichomonas vaginalis G3, 831 nucleotides. Its product is annotated as Slx4 endonuclease family. Gene Ontology annotation, biological process: DNA replication; DNA repair. The record is from RefSeq and is a predicted model, not a curated record. Gene Ontology annotation, cellular component: Slx1-Slx4 complex; nucleus. The transcript has a single exon. Bases 1 to 831 code for a protein of 276 amino acids. Lineage: Eukaryota; Parabasalia; Trichomonadida; Trichomonadidae.